AUGAUGAAAUUGAAGACUAAAACGACUGGCCUAUCACAGAUGAAGGGUAGUUCCGCCGUCGGUGACGACCGGCCGAUGGAUUGGGAAUUAAGGCCAGGAGGAAUGUUUGUUCAGAAGAGAACCCCUGAUUCCGACGGGGAAUCGACUCCAACGCCGACGAUCAGAGUUAAAGUCAAAUACGGUUCUACUUACCACGAAAUUAGUAUCAGUUCUCAAGGCACAUUUGGGGAACUGAAGAAGAUGUUGGUAGGACCUACAGGAUUGCACCAUCAAGAUCAGAAGCUGUUGUUCAAAAAGAAGGAGAGAGAUUCAAAGGCCUUUCUGGACAGUUGUGGGGUAAGAAACAAAUCCAAGAUUGUUCUAAUGGAAGACCCAAUUAGCCAAGAAAGAAGGUACGUUGAGAUGAGGAAGAAUGCCAAAAUGGAGAAAGCUUCCAAAUCCAUAUCAGAAAUUAGCUUGGAAGUUGAUAAACUUGCAGGACAGGUUUCUGCUUUGGAAUCUGUGGUCUGUAAAGGUGGGAAGGUUGCUGAGAAUGAUGUGCUGAAUUUGAUUGAUUUGUUGAUGAAUGAAUUGCUCAAAUUGGAUGCUAUUAUGGGCGAUGGAGAUGUCAAGUUGCAGAGGAAAAUGCAGGUAAAAAGAGUGCAAAAGUAUGUUGAAACUCUUGAUUUGUUGAAGAUUAAGAACUCCAUGGCUACAAUUCAAACACAAACUCACAACACCAACAAUUCCAAUCAUCAAAGACAAACAAGUAGGCCUUCCUUUGCAAACACCAAACUAUCAACAAUUCAAGAGGAGCAGCAUUCCACGAAGCCAACGACAGCAUCCAGCACUGUGGUCACAACAAAAUGGGAGAUAUUUGAUGCUUCCCCGUCGAUCGCGCCCACCGAGCAUGCCAUCCUGCCGAGGUUCAACUGGGAAUUCUUCGAGUGAGAGCCAUAGGCAUACAUUUUGUGAGGAUUUGUGAUUUGAAUUCAGAUUUAGCUGGUUUGGCCCCUUAUCAUAUCAGUGUGAGCCCUCCAUUCUUUACUGUAUUUAGAUGAAAAUUUAGAGAGACACCCACCUCCCCCUUCUCAGGAAAUAAAUGGGGUUAUUACUACAGUAGCGAUCAUCAAUUUUCUGUUGUGGCAUUACAAUAAACCUCUGCUUUGUCUUUCUCUUAAUCCAACCAUAUCCUGAAGAACAAAGUUGAUA
Molecule: messenger RNA, 1191 nt
Organism: Cucurbita moschata (crookneck pumpkin)
Lineage: Eukaryota; Viridiplantae; Streptophyta; Magnoliopsida; Cucurbitales; Cucurbitaceae
Product: BAG family molecular chaperone regulator 1-like
Exons: 4
Coding region: 1-930 (309 amino acids)
Biological process (GO): protein stabilization
Cellular component (GO): cytoplasm
Molecular function (GO): protein-folding chaperone binding; adenyl-nucleotide exchange factor activity
Source: RefSeq, a predicted model, not a curated record